Arabidopsis arenosa is the source of this 2982-nucleotide messenger RNA. The record is from the annotation of a GenBank genome assembly. NCBI's taxonomy places the organism in Eukaryota, Viridiplantae, Streptophyta, Magnoliopsida, Brassicales, Brassicaceae.
GGGGAUCAAAGUUAGUUAGAUUCGUGCAAUUGAAUCGUCGUCGUUAACCCAGGGAGGGACUUUGAGUUUUGAAUCACCAAAAAAAAAAUGGCUACCAAUAGUGACAACAAGGUUAAUCUCUCGCGCAUGUUCAAGUAUUUACUAGCUACUCAGUUUCUAUCCAGAAGCAUCCCCUUCAUAUUCAAUUCCUGGAUCGUGAGGCAUCUCACCGAACAAGACUAUGCGCUCUACGCUGUCCAAUUCCAUCUUUUUGUUACUUGUGUCUUGUUUCUCAGCCGGGAGGGAUUCCGCCGCGCUUGCUUGCGGGCUAACAUUAAACGUGAUGGUCCUGGAUCAGAGGAAAAUGUGACUAGGCUAUUGAAAGUAGCAUGGGUGACAGUACCACUCGGAAUAGCUAUUACUAUUGCAGCAUGCAUUUUUGUGUUAUGGUGGCAGAACCUUAGUUACUCCGACACAUAUGCACAGGCUAUCUUGAUUCACGGAUUCGCAUGUCUACUUGAGCUAAUGGCUGAGCCUUUGUAUAUCCUCUCUCAGACACUGGUGAAGCUAGAGUUGCGACUCUUUGUUGAGAUUGCCGCUACAUUUGCACGCUGUUUGACUCUGUGGUCUCUCAUAGUCAACCAAACCAACAUGGAAAAAGGAAUAGUCUUCGCACUGUCACAAGUUGCUUAUGGAGGUUCCUUGUUUCUUGGCUACUGGGCUUAUUUUCUCAUUAGUGGUGCUCUCAGAAGUUCUGAUCUCUUUCCUUUCAGACCUGGGAACUUCAUGGAUUUCGAUAACAAGCUCUCGAACAUGUGUAUGCUGUUUACUUUUCAGUCCUUUCGAAAGUUGAUUCUUCAAGAAGGUGAAAAAUUGGUCCUUGUAUGGUUAGAUACACCUUAUAAUCAGGCGGUAUAUGGGAUCGUCGACAAACUAGGCAAUUUAGUUGUACGCAUGGUGUUUUUUCCCUUUGAAGAAACUUCAUACACUAUAUUUGCCAGGUUCGCAUCAGGUGAUUAUCAGGAAAGGAAAAAGAAACUCGGAAUUGGCUUGACCGAGGCCUUGAAGCUUGUGAUAUUAAUAGGUCUUAUAUUUAUGGCAUUUGGCCCGAGUUAUUCGUACUCUCUCAUCAGAUUGUUGUAUGGUGAAAAAUGGAGCGAUGGAGAAGCUUCCUUGGCCCUACAGUUUUAUUGUCUCUACAUCAUCGUCCUGGCCAUGAACGGAACCUCCGAAGCAUUUUUACAUGCAGUUGGAACAGAGGAUGAACUGAAGCGCUCAAACGACAUGUUGCUUGUAUUUUCAUUGAUUUACGUCACGUUAAAUAUUCUGCUUAUAAGAUCUGCCGGAGCAAUAGGUUUAAUCAUGGCGAAUUCCUUGAAUAUGAUUUUUAGGAUCAUCUAUUCAGGGAAAUUCAUCCAACGUUACUUCCAGGGCACUUCUUCAUUCUCGUUCCGAAAAUGCUUUCCUUUAGGUUGGCAAAUUCUUAUCCUUUCGAGCAUAAUCACUCUCAUCUCGGAGAAAACCAUCCUCGAUCGUAAGAAUUUCUGGGAAACAUUUCCUCUUCAUUUCGCCAUCGGUUUCAUCUGCUUCUGUCUCUCGGCCAUUGUCAUAUACCGGCGUGAGAGGGUGUUCAUCAAAAGAAUCAUACGGUUUUUCAGUUCACAAGUGCAGGAAGCAAUCAAGAAGCCUUACACGAUGUGUGUGUCGUCAACCUAUCGGUUAUACUGUAAGUGUUUGGUGAGUGAAGAGGUGGUUAAGGAUGAGAGAAAGCAGAUCGGUGGUUUUGGUGUGGCCAUCUGUGACCACGAGGAUAAUCGACUAUUUGAGAUGAAGAAAGUUUUGGGAGAUGAAGAGUCCUCACACCAGCAAGUUGCGGAAUUGGCAGCCUUAAUUCAUGGGUUGACAUGGGCGUUGGAGCUUGAUCUGGGAAGUGUCACGUUCUUCUGUGAUGAUUCCAAUAUCUUAGAAUACGUGACAGGUAAAGCUGAACCAAACGAGUCCAAUGUAGCAACACUUGUGAAGGAAGUUUCUCUUCUUCAGAGCAGAUUCUCGUUUUGCGAAGCACUCCCUGUGAGCAAGGACAUCACUUUUGUGCUUCAGCUUGCAAAAGCUGCUAUAGCUUCCCAAGUAAGAUGGCGUGAAGGUGACGUCUACAUGGAGACUUGUCCAUUAUGCUAUGAACACGUUCCAUCUGAUGAGAAGUUUGAGGUACCUGGUUGUUUCCACCGCUUCUGCGUUGAUUGCAUUAAGAGACAAGUCGACGCAGCACUAGAAUUGGUGAAACCAGUAGUAAACUGCCCAAGCUUGGGUUGCAACUCAGAACUACAGAGAGAGGAUUGUGAAGGUGUUUUGGAACCUAAGCAGCUUGAUGAUAUGACCCGAUACAAGAAGGCGAGCAUGAUCAAAGGUUCAGACAUAGUAUAUUGUCCGCAGUACCCCACAUGUCAAAAUGUAAUGGCAAAACCCGACCUCAUUGAAUACACAAAAUCCUUCUUCGUUGAUGCUGAGCUGUCAGGAGUCAGAAAGUGCACGGAGUGUGGGUAUUGUUUCUGCGGAAAAUGCAAAGCAGGAUGGCACUAUGGCAUGACAUGUGAUGAAUUCGUUAAAUCAGAGUGUAUUGAAACAUCUCCUGAGGCUGAGGAAUCUUACGAAGCUUUGGCUAAGAGUCUUGGAUUGAAGAGAUGCGGAAAUUGCAAGAAGAUGAUUGCACAUGAUGGAGGUUGCAACCGUAUAAUUUGCAGUUGCAAAUUCGAGUUCUGUUUCGCCUGUGGAGCUGAGUGGAACAAGGAAGCCAACUGUAACUGCCCGACGGGUUUGGAGUCAGAGGACCAGUGAUGGGUUUGUGUUGCAUUAAGUACGCUUAAGGAUUUGGUUUUACUGAGAAAGAGCAAGUUGAACUUUUGUACUUCAAAUUUCACAAGAGUUAUUUAUCUUUGCACUCUUCAUUACAAUUUUUCUUCUUGAUAAUUGGUUAAAUGACAUAAAUAUAAAAAAAUCAUAUUU